Heteronotia binoei (common prickly gecko) is the source of this 1368-nucleotide messenger RNA. RefSeq names its product vomeronasal type-2 receptor 26-like. The transcript is spliced from 4 exons. Gene Ontology annotation, molecular function: G protein-coupled receptor activity. Gene Ontology annotation, cellular component: membrane. The coding region runs from base 1 to 1368 and encodes 455 amino acids. NCBI's taxonomy places the organism in Eukaryota, Metazoa, Chordata, Lepidosauria, Squamata, Gekkonidae. Gene Ontology annotation, biological process: G protein-coupled receptor signaling pathway. The record is from RefSeq and is a predicted model, not a curated record.
AUGACUUCUCAUGCCAUGAUAGACCUUCUUUCUAUUGGACAGAAGAACAUUCCCAAUUACAACUGCAGAGGACAGAAGAAUCUGCUAGCUGUGGUGGAAGGAACUGGCUCAGAAAUCUCCAAUCAGAUUUCAACCAUGUUGGGCUCCUACAAAAUCCCACAGACAAAGGAAACGACAAAACAUUACACUUUCAACUCUUAUCUCUCUGAUAUCAAUAAAAUUGGGAAAGAAGCAUUUCACUGUUUAUAUUCAAAGCACAAGUUAUCUGUGAAAGGCUGGACACGAUGCAAAGAGGAGGAGGAAAUGGAGAUGCCAUCCAAGGAGCUGCUGGAUAAAAUCCUGUCUCAAGAUAACUACGGCAUUUACAAGGUUAUCCAAUCCCUGGCUCAUACCUUACAUGAUGCAUACACGUCCAGAUCCAAUCAGAUGAUGGUGGUGAAUAGAGAACGAAUUAGACCUCAAAGGCUACAUCCAUGGCAGACCCUGCCUCUUUCUAGGUGCAAUGAACACUGUCAUGCUGGAUAUGCCAAAGUGAUUCAGCAAGACAAGCCUUUGUGCUGCUAUAACUGUGUCUCAUGCAUGGAAGGGACCAUCUCCACGCAGGAAGGUUCUGUUCUGGGAAUCUUCAUUAAAUACUUAGAAACUGCCAUCGUCAAAGCCAACAAUCAGGAUCUCUCCUAUGUUCUCCUCAUCUCCCUCCUGCUUUCAUUUCUCUCCUCUUUUUUGUUCAUUGGUGAACCUCAGAAGGUAACUUGCCUUCUUCGACAAACUGCAUUCAGCAUCAUCUUCUCCAUUGCCGUCUCUUCAGUGUUGGCCAAAACUGUCACUGUGGUGGUGGCCUUCAUGGCCUCACAGCCUGGGAGCAGGAUGAGGAAAUGGCUGGGGAAGAGCUUGGCCAAUUCCAUUGUCAUCUCCUGUUCUGGUAUUCAAGUGGGCAUCUGCAUUCUCUGGCUGAGCAUCUCUCCCCCCUUCCCAGAGUCUGACAUGAACUCCCAACCUGGAGAGAUCAUACUGCAAUGUAACGAAGGGUCUAUCAUUAUGUUUUACGCUGCCCUUGGCUACAUGGGCUUUCUGGCCGUCGUCUGCUUCACUGUGGCUUUCCUAGGCAGGAAGCUGCCUGGGGCAUUCAAUGAAGCCAAGCUGAUCACCUUCAGCAUGUUGGUGUUCUGCAGUGUUUGGGUGUCCUUUGUGCCCACCUACCUGAGCACUAAGGGGAAAUACAUGGUUGCUGUGCAGGUCUUCUCUAUCUUGGCCUCCAGCUUGGGCUUACUGGGCUGCAUCUUUCUUCCCAAAUGCUACAUUAUUAUACUGAGGCCUCAUCUGAAUAGAAAAGAGCAUCUAGUGAAGAAACAUAAAAGUGGCAUCUGA